This is a messenger RNA of Rubroshorea leprosula, 6303 nucleotides long. The record is from the annotation of a GenBank genome assembly. Lineage: Eukaryota; Viridiplantae; Streptophyta; Magnoliopsida; Malvales; Dipterocarpaceae.
CAUUAUCUAGGAUCCAAACUUUUAAAAGUUGCAGGUUUUACUUCCGAAAACAUGUGAAGAGUUACUUUAGGUGACAUUGGGGUAAAUGUGAUUAUUUGGGGCAUCCUUGUUUUUCUUCUUUUUGCAGUGAAGAGUUACUUUAGGUUUAGAGGAAUCUCGUUUAAUCCAUAGUCAUAUAUCUAUUCUUUAUUGAACAUCUGUACAGAGGUUUGUUUGUCUUGCUUGUUCUUGCAACAUGCUGUUGGGAGUCCAUCUUCUCUAAUUAAGAGUAUUCAGUGCUGAAUAUGACAGAUUUCCUUGCUUGCUCUUUCAUUUUGGAGUUUCCAUUUUGCAAGCAUCUGUGCAUUUGGACUACUCGCAUAUGUUGGCUAUAUUCUUUAUGCCUUCCCUUCCAUGUAUCACUUGCACCGGUUAAAUGGAAUGGUUCUUGUUUUCAUUCUCUUCUGGGCUGUUAGCACAUACAUCUUCAAUGUAGCCUUCACGGUCCUUAACAAGAAACUGCAGAAGGACAUGGAGAUCUGGGAAACUAUUGGCUUGUGGCAUUAUCCUAUCCCAGGACUUUAUCUUCUUGCACAAUUUUGUCUUGGUGUUCUUGUUGCAUUGGGUAAUCUUGUAAACAACUCUGUUUUCCUCCACAUGUCUGAUGGAGAUGGACGGGUUUCAAGUGAUGAUUCUACUGUUCAAGGUGAGAAACAGUCCAGCCAAAAUGAAGAUGACAUGACUCAAGUUUAUCUCUUCAAGACAAUCAAACUUGCUCCUGGAAAACUCCUACAAUUAAAUUGCCAAGACAAGCCUGGUCUUAUUAACUAUGCUAAUUCAGGGAAUUUCUUGAAGAUUGCUGUGCUUGCAUGCUUCUGCUCUAUUCAUAAUCAUGGGUUUGAAAUGUUAUUCUCAUUUUCAGCAAUUGUGCAGCGCACUCCUCACCCUCCAAUUGGGUUUAGCAUCUUGAGAGCUGGUUUGCUCAAAUCUGUUUUAUUGUCAGUUUAUACUUCAACAUCCAGAAGGAGGCUGGAAAUCAACUCCUCUCGUGAGAGAAGGAUAGUAUCAUAUCUUAGUGCAACAGGAGAUAAGUUUCUUUCAAUGUAUCGGUCAUGUGGAACUUACAUUGCUUUCAUAACAAUUCUGCUGACAGUAUACCGAGUAAAACCUAAUUAUACUUCGUUUGGUUAUCUAUUCUUCCUUCUACUGUGGAUGAUGGGAAGACAACUGGUGGGAAAGACAAGAAGGCCCCUUUGGUUACCCUUAAAAGUUUAUGCUAUUGCAGUUUUUAUUUUCAUUUAUGGACUAUGUAUUUUCUCUAGUUUCCGGACUUGGCUGUCAAGAAUUGUUGAUCUUUAUUCUGCCUUUGGUUAUGACCCGGAAGCCUCAAUGUUGAAAAAUGUUUGGGAAUCCUCAGCUGUAUUAGUGGUGAUGCAGUUAUAUAACUAUGAGAGGAGACAGAGCAAACUCUGCAGACAAAGAAGUGCUGAAGUUCCGCGAGUUGGCUCUUUUACUUUUCUUAAGCGUCUCUUAAUUUUGCACAGUGAGAAGAUACUGUUUCUAGCUUUAUUUUAUGCAUCUUUAUCCCCAAUCAGUGCACUUGGUUUUUUCUAUACUCUUGGACUGAUCUUUUGUUCAACUUUGCCCAAAACUUCUCAAAUCCCUUCCAAGCUGUUUCUAGUUUAUUCUGGAUUACUUGUGAUGGUUGAAUAUCUAUUCCAGAUGUGGGGUCACCAGGCAGAGAUGUUCCCAGGUGAAAAGUACUCCUAUUUUGCAUGUUUUCUGGGCUUGCAUCCGUAUAAACCUGGAUUCUUGGGAGUAGAAUCAGGAUUGAGGGGAAAAGUAUUGGUUAUUGGAGCUUGUAUUCUGCAGUACAAUGUCUUCCGUUGGUUGGAAAACAUGCCUGUUGAUUGUGAAAGUGAAGGAAAAUGGAGGGAACCUUGCUCCUUGUUUGGCUCUGCAGAAGUCCAAAAUGAAGCUGCCACAUUGAGUGGAGGAAGCAAACAUAUACAUGUCAAUCCCUUGUUGGGUAAAAAGAAAGAAAGAACAAGCCACUCAUAUCCAUCUAUAAACACUUGUGUUUCUCAAGAUCAAGAUCCUAUAUUCUUUCAUGUUGGAGGCUCUGGAGGUAGUACUUGCAGAAUCCAUUCAUAUAAGGAUUUUGGGGAAUGCUCCAAAGAUGGUUAUAAAUGUAACAAAAAGCAAAUUGUUGUGUUGAGGAAAGAGAGGCUUCAAAUGCAGAAGGCUAUUCUGAAAAUAUAUAUGAAAUUCUGGGCAGAGAAUAUGUUUAAUCUCUUUGGCCUUGAGAUUAAUAUGGUUGCAUUGCUUCUUGCCAGCUUCGCAGUGCUAAAUGCCAUCUCAUUGCUCUACAUUGCAGCACUUUCUGCAUGAAUCCUGGUUGAUGAUCCAAGAAUACUUAUCAGCUAUUAUGUGGUUUUUAUGCUUUCAUGUUUCAAACUUCGUGCUGACCACUUGUCCAGUCUCUCGGGGUCACAAACAUAUGAAGAAAUGAUGUCUCAGUCUAAUGAUGCAUCUGUUCUGUGUGAUCUUUCAUUUGAAACCAAACGCUUGUGGACUAUUUUUGACUACUUGAGGCUUUAUACAUACUGUCACCUGCUGAAUCUUGUACUUGCUUUGAUUUUGAUCACAGGAACUCUCGAGUAUGACAUUCUUCACCUGGGUUACCUUGGAUUAUCUCUAGUAUUCUUCCGAAUGAGGCGUGGAAUACUAAAGAAGAAAAACAAAAUAUUUAAAUUCUUGAGGAUUUACAAUUUUGCUGUAAUUGUCCUUUCUCUUGCUUACCAGUCUCCUUUCGUGGGGGCUUUUUGUGAGGGGAAGUGUGAAAUGGUAGGUUACAUCAGUGAAGUGAUUGGCUUUUAUAAAUAUGAUUAUGGGUUUCGAAUUACAUCACGAUCUGCCCUUGUUGAGAUUAUCAUAUUUAUGCUGGUAUCACUUCAGUCUUUUAUGUUUUCAUCCAAGGAGUUUGAUUAUGUGUCAAAAUAUCUUGAGGCAGAGCAGAUUAGUGCUUUGGUGUAUGAGCAACAGCAGAGGGCCGCCUGGAAGACUGCACAGUUGCAACACAUACGCACAACUCAAGAGCAGAAGCGCAUGCGAAAUUCACAAGUCGAAAAGAUCAAAUCAGAGAUGCUCAACCUUCAAACUAAGCUCUACAGUACCAGCACCACUCCGAAUUGUGAUAAAACUAAACUUGAAGGUGAAGGAACUAGAAGUCAGAACCCUUCUCUAAAUUCAAAUCUGCAACAGGGUAUGCUGGCAAAAGAGGGCAUUAUUGACAAGAAACAGGAUCUUAAUCUGAGCUCUGAUUUUGUGCCUCCUUUCAAUAUCAAUGAAUCACCUGGAUAUGAAACUGCAGCAGAUUCUAGUAAGCAACCAGUGGAUUUCAUGGUUGAGAUAAGUGAAAUAAAGGAGAAAGCUGCUGUUACUGAGUUCUGGGGUUCAGGUGCAAGACAACAGGAAAAAUCUCAGACAAAUGAAAAUCCACUAAUUUCAGCCAUCCACCUGAUAGGUGAUGGAGUUUCACAAGUUCAAACGCUUGGUAGCAUGGCUGUUACACAACUUGUGAGUUUCUUGAACAUAGAACAUGAACAACUAGAUUUGAAUGAUUCCACAGAUGAUGAGGUCUUUUAUGAGAUGGAGAAUCUGAGUUUUGGCUAUCAACAUAUGGACCGAACAUCUGCUAUGCUAUCUGGCAGCGAGCGUACUGAAUCUGAUGUUGCCUUCCUACAAAUUGGUAUUAUUUUCCGCUACAUGUGGGCGCAAAUGAGAUCAAAUAAUGAUGUUGUUUGUUAUUGUUGCUUUGUUUUGAUAUUUCUGUGGAAUUUUGGUCUGCUUUCGAUGGUUUAUCCUGCAACUCUCUUCUUAUAUGCUCUAUGUGUAAAUACUGGUCCUGGUAACCUGUUCUGGGUUAUCAUGUUAAUUUACACAGAAGCUUGCAUUCUGUUUCAGUAUGUAUAUCAAAUCAUUAUCCAACAUUGUGGGAUCACUUUUGAGGCAAUCUUACUUCAGGAAUUAGGAUUUCCAGCACAGAAGAUCACGUCAUCUUUUGUAAUCAGCAAUUGGCCUCUUUUCUUAGUCUAUUUGUUUACUCUCUUACAAUCCUCCAUAACUGCAAGAGAUAGUGAAUGGGGAGUGAUUGGAGAGUACAGCUUCCACGAGAGAAGAAGUGAUUGCCAGGAAGAGGGAGCAGAAACUCCACCUUAUUUUGUGCAACUGUCCAUGGAAGUAAAUUUGUGGCCUGAGGAUGGCAUUCAACCUCAGAAAAUUGAAUUGAAAAUAAACAAGUUGCUAAAGAUCAUGAACAACAGAAGAUACAAGGAGGAGUCAAAUCAUUUUGGCUCUGCAAGUAAGAUUCGCGUUCAAAGCAUUGAAAGAAGUCCAGAGAAUGCCAAUGUGGCUCUGGUUGUUCUUGAGGUUUUAUAUGCCUCUACCUCAAGAAAACCUUACCGUAUAGAAUGGCUACAGUCACUAACUCCAGCAGCUGAUGUUACCAGUGAGAUUCUAGAAGCUCAACGUGCUGGUAUUUUUAAUGAAAUAGGAUUCCCUUAUGUGAUACUCUCUGUGGUUGGUGGGGGGAAAAAGGAUAUCGAUCUAUAUGCAUACAUAUUCUGAAAAGUUAUCUUUUAUCUUUUCAGCCUUGUCCUCUUCACAGAUUCUGUUAUAGAAUACGCAUGGUACAUGGAGCCUUCACAUAAAUACGCCGGAAAAUUAGCCCUCCGUGCUAUUUAUUUAAUGAAGGCAAUUUCUCUGGCUCUUCAGGCAAUACAAAUCCGUUUUGGGAUUCCGCAUGAAAGCAAUCUGUACAGGCAGUUUUUAACAAGCAGCAUUUCACAAACUAACUAUUUGGCUUUCCGUCUCUACCGUGCUCUUCCAUUCCUCUAUGAGCUUCGAUGUGUACUUGAUUGGUCUUGUACAACUACAUCUUUGACUAUGUAUGACUGGUUGAAGUUGGAGGAUAUUCAUGCAAGCCUUUUUCUUGUCAAAUGUGAUGUGAAUCUGAAUAGAGCCGGACACAAACAAGGAGAAAAGCAGACAAAAAGGACUAAAUUUUACAACGGGAUUUGCCUAUUCUUCAUAAUGUUAUGUGUUAUAUGGACUCCCAUGCUGAUGUACAGCAGUGGAAACCCAACCAAUAUUGCAAAUCCCAUAAAAGAUGCCAGUGUUCGGAUAUCAAUAGGAACACGCAGUGGAAGGCUUACAUUGUAUGAGACUACGUUAUGUGAAAAGAUUCCAGGGGAUAUUGUUGCAUCUAAUAUUGAUCCUGAUGGUUACUUAAGCAAUUACAAUGAGAACGAUAUUCAAUUAAUUUGCUGCCAAACAGAUGCAAGCAAGUUGUGGAUUGUUCCCCCGGUUGUCCAGGCCAGAUAUAUUAAAUCUCUCAACUGGAACAUGGACAUUAUCUUCUCUUGGCAAUUCACAAGGGAUAGACCCAAAGGGAAGGAAGUUGUAAAAUAUGACCUGUUUGUUCAGGAUCAGUAUCUUCCAAGUUCACUAGAUGUGAUUAAUGUGCUUAAUGGUACUGCAGAUAGUUUCAAGAUAUUUAAUGUUUAUCCAAGAUACUUCCGGCUCACUGGUUCUGGUGAUGUGCGGUUUAUUGAACAGGCGGAUGAUCUGGUUAAUGGGAAUGUUGUUCUCAAUCGUGGCAGUCAAGAGUGGUGGUCUUUCUACGACAUGGAUGCAUCCAAUGAAACUGGAUGUGGUGAGUUUAAGGGACCUAUGGCCAUUAUUGUAUCUGAGGAAACACCACAGGGCAUUCUUGGUGAAACACUAAGCAAGUUCAGCAUUUGGGGUCUCUACCUAACCUUUGUCCUAGCAGUUGGCCGUUUCAUCAGACUACAAUUUUCUGACCUGAGAAUGCGAAUACCAUAUGAGAACCUUCCUUCAUGUGACAGGUUGCUUGCAAUAUGCGAGGAUAUAUAUUCUGCAAGAGCAGAGGGGGAACUUGAAGUUGAAGAGGUCCUCUACUGGACACUCGUGAAAAUUUAUCGAUCCCCACAUAUGAUGUUUGAGUACACCAAGCCAGACUAGAUCAUGUCUGCAACAUGCUGUCCUUACCAGCUAAACGUUAUGACCUGACAUGGACAUGAUGCAAACAAGUGGACAUGUAACUUUGGUCAUUGGUUCUGCAGCGCUGGCCAUUCUGAUUCCACCGGGGAGAGUAUUAUUGUUCCUAACUUCAUAUACUUUCAUUCGUUUUCUCCUCAUCCCUAGAAUCCUCCUAAAGUACAUGCUGUCAGCAUGUAUAGAGACACAUACAAGAGAGAUUUGAAGAUGGUCUGAGUUGUAUAAUGAAUAUGAAUUAUAGCA